Messenger RNA from Trichomonas vaginalis G3, 1215 nucleotides. RefSeq names its product glycosyltransferase family. The record is from RefSeq and is a predicted model, not a curated record. The transcript has a single exon. The coding region runs from base 1 to 1215 and encodes 404 amino acids. NCBI's taxonomy places the organism in Eukaryota, Parabasalia, Trichomonadida, Trichomonadidae. Gene Ontology annotation, molecular function: glycosyltransferase activity.
AUGAAUGCUUGGAUUCUCUUCGUUUUAUUAGCGGCAUCUUUUUUUCAUAUUUUUUCUAUCAGGAAUUUUGUAAGGGAAUCUCCUCUAGGAUUAAAUUUUACUAUUACACCUUUACAAUUUCUUGAUUCUUUAUCAAUUGAAAUCGAAGAUAAUACUUUAUUGGAACCACAUACUAGAUAUGAGCUUAAAAUAAGAGAAAGGUUAGAUAGCGGUUCAGCUCCUUUAUAUGCAGUAUCUUAUCAAAAAAAGGAAAAAUCAAUCGAGUAUAAUAUUAAUGGAAGAAGUCUUAAUGUUUCAUAUAUAGUUUUAUAUGAUAUAUAUUUUAGCUCCUGUGGUGGCCUGUCAUUAGAAACCUGGACAUAUGUGAAUUACGGUGAACCUAAUUCUUGGGUUUAUUUUGGAAGAAACAAGUUAAUGAAUGGACCUGUAAGCGGACAUUAUCAGGAUCUCAUUUGUUUAGGCUGGGAACAAAGCAAAGCUAAUUUCGGACACACAAUUUUUGAUUUUUUGAGUCCAUUGAUGCUGAUACCUGAAGAUAUUAGAAAAACAACACCUAUAGUAAUGAAUGGGAUAUAUAAAUUCGUUAAUGAAGUUUUUGAUUUGAUGGAAAUUCCAAAUAAUAAUAGAGUUGUCAUAAAAGAAAAUACAUGGGUUCAUGUUGAUAGAUGCUACACAUUUUUGAAGCCCAUGGUUUGUUUGUCAGUAGCAGGAAGAGCUACAAUCGAUUUAAGUAAAUUAUUACGUGAAAAAUUUGAUUUGGAUAAGAUUGAACCAACACGUUUCUAUUAUUCAAAUAGAGAAAAGCUCAAACCUCGCUAUAUUACAAAUAUGGAAGAUUUAGUAGAAAGUAUCAAAAUUAACUUUCCAAAUAUUCCAUUUACGAUCCUUAGAGAUAAUUAUAGGACACUAAGAGAAACAGCACUUAAAUGGGCGAAAGCAAAACUUGUAGUUGCUCCAAUUGGAUCAAAUUGUCUCAAAUUAAUAUUUAUGAAAAAAGAAACCGUUGUUAUUGCUGCUCAAACAUAUGAAAGAGAAGAGAUAUAUUGCCCUCUUUUACCUUCAGCUCUUAGCAUAUUCUUUUUACAGUAUUCCGCCCUUGAUUGCUCACAAUUCUUUAAUACUGGAGGCCCAAUCAAUAUCUCAUUAACAAUUAAGAUGAUUGAAAUUGGCUUGCGAUGUGUUAAUGAUAAAAAGUGGCCUUCAGAUGUAUUUUAA